Molecule: messenger RNA, 1107 nt
Organism: Mizuhopecten yessoensis (Yesso scallop)
Lineage: Eukaryota; Metazoa; Mollusca; Bivalvia; Pectinida; Pectinidae
Exons: 2
Coding region: 85-702 (205 amino acids)
Source: RefSeq, a predicted model, not a curated record
GUCAACGCAUUUUUUUCGAUUUCAGGGCCACAUGUUGAAAUCGAAGCGCGUCCACUAGUUUUAGCAUUCAUCAACAGCGAAAAGAUGGGAAACAAAGUUGGCAAAGAAUUUGAUGAGAACCAAGAUGAAGAAAAAGAAUAUGAAAUUUCGUUUCUUCAAGGAAGAAUGUCGACGAUGGAAAUUAGAGAAAAGGUCACGGGGGAAGAGUUUUCAACUGGACUACAAACCACUAAGAGUAAGAAGGAAGGAGGGAUUGUGUACUUUGUCGGGUUUGAGGAAAAGAAGUCAUUGCCACCACCUCCCCAAAGACUUCUCCAUCGGCCACGUAUCGUUAACAAAGCUGUUGAAGACCUCUAUGACGAUGACGAAAAACAGCUUAUGACCGAGAUAUUAGAAAAUGAUACUAUGUAUAACAGAGGUAUUUCGGCGACCACGCGAGAAGAGCGACAUGCUCUCGCAAGAUUGCGACGGGAGGAAAUGGCACGUCUGAAACAGAAACGUCACGGGACCAGGAUGAAAGCAAUCGAAGAGAGCAGAAGGCGGCGAGACGAGUUACUGAAUCAACGACGCACGGCUUCCCAUAGCAGGUCGAAACUCGUGUCUACCAGUGCACACGCUCGUAAAGAGACCUACGCGGAAGUAACGUCAAAAGAUCUAGUGUCGUCCAGUUACACGUAUGUGCAAAGGACUUCCGCGACGUGACAGGACUUUUUUGGUUAUACAUACAUAUUUAUAAAUAUAAAGUAAAUUUUAAAUAAUACAAGAGCAAUGUGUCAAUAAGUCCGAAAAAAAUACGACUCUGUCCUCUUCAAAAGUUUGUGAUGAGGUGGAGAUAUCUCCGCCGAAUCAAAAAGGAGGAGAUUUAAGAUAUUUAGGACUUUCUGUCAAUAAGUAAGAAACGCUACAUUUGUUUUUACCAGGGGUUCGUACUUGUGUUGUAUUGUUGAUAAUAUGCUUUGUGAUUAUGAUAACGCUAUUUUUGCAAUUACUCUGUGUUACAUUGAACAAAUUCCAUAAUGUGUAAUUUUUCGUGAUAUAUUUGUGUAUGGAUACUAAUAUAAAAAGGAUUUUUAAUAAACCACAUUCGAUUAUACGUUUUGAGAUGUU